AUGAAAACAAACUCUAGGAGCAGUCCGAAUGUGGAUGUUACAAAAAUUGGAGCCGCUGCACACCACAAACAGCUUUCGCCACGGGAAUUUUGUGGAAAUCAUGUGCUGAAUACUGCAGAAAAUGUAAGGGAAGAUCAGGAGGACAUUGCGUCAAAGUUUUCAACAAAAGAUGUAGCGGUGGAUACCAAUGCCAGUGCACUGGAGGAGGACAUGCUAAAUCAAAAAAUCCCAUUGAUAUCGCUACCUGUAGAUUUGGACUAUGAUCUCGAAAGUAAGACACUUCACAAUUGUGUUAUGAUCCACAUUCGAUAUAAAACUUGAAUAACGCUCUAUCACUCCACGAAUGUGAACUAUGAUCAUGUUCAAAC
Messenger RNA from Cylicocyclus nassatus, 368 nucleotides. The record is from the annotation of a GenBank genome assembly. Lineage: Eukaryota; Metazoa; Nematoda; Chromadorea; Rhabditida; Strongylidae.